This is a messenger RNA of Alosa sapidissima (American shad), 3958 nucleotides long. Its product is annotated as rab proteins geranylgeranyltransferase component A 1-like. Gene Ontology annotation, cellular component: Rab-protein geranylgeranyltransferase complex; cytoplasm; cytosol. Lineage: Eukaryota; Metazoa; Chordata; Actinopteri; Clupeiformes; Clupeidae. Gene Ontology annotation, molecular function: GDP-dissociation inhibitor activity. The transcript has 2 exons. Gene Ontology annotation, biological process: vesicle-mediated transport; protein geranylgeranylation; small GTPase-mediated signal transduction. The record is from RefSeq and is a predicted model, not a curated record. Bases 140 to 2149 code for a protein of 669 amino acids.
GAAACUAUCCAGUUUGUUUACAUGUUACGCACCUUUUCAAGAGGAUCGGGAGGCCCAGUGCUGUUGUGACAUCCUCCGGUUUUCGUCCCGUUGUACCCCAUAUCUUCACUAAUGCGAUCCCACAGGUCUUAAAUUGAAGAUGGCAUCCGACAACCUUCCAUCCGAGUUUGAUGUUGUCAUACUUGGCACGGGCCUCACAGAGUCUAUCAUAGCAUCAGCCUGUUCUAGGGUGGGGCAGAAGGUGCUGCACAUUGACCGGCGGAACUACUAUUCAAGCAAAUGGGCUGGCUUCAACUUCAACAGCCUGCUGUCCUGGAUUGAGGAGCACAAGGCUCAGCAGGGAGCCCAGAGCAAAGAUGACUGUGCAGAGUGGAGGAAUAAACUGGUUGACGGGGAGGAGGCUUUGCUCAUCAGUGCUGAUGACUCUUUCAUCGCCAACCUAGAGGUUUUCUGUUAUGCCAGUUUAGAGGCUGAAGAGGAGGAAAAGGAAGAAGUGGCUGAGGCAGCACCUUCAUUUGCAGAACCUGAAGAGGGAACAAAGGGGGAGGCGGAAGGCAGUCUUGAUGUCACACAGGAAACCGCAGCCACCGGUGAAACUCAACACACCCCAGUAGAUGGUGUUCAAGAGGAAGGAGUCUCUCAAGAUGCCAGCCAAGAAGAUGAGGCGGAGGAAAAGAAAGACCAACAAGAGGACUCCACAGCAAGUCCAGUUAAGGAGGUGAAGAAGAAAAUCACCUACGCUCAUCUAGUGAAAGAAGGACGCAGGUUCAACAUUGACCUGGUGUCUAAGAUGAUCUACUCUCGCGGCAGCCUGGUCGAUCUCCUGAUCCAGUCCAAAGUCAGCCGCUACACCGAGUUCAAAAUCGUCACCCGCAUCUUGACCUACCGCAACGGCAGGGUGGAACAGGUGCCGUGUUCACGGGCUGAUGUGUUCGCUAGCAAGCAGCUGACUAUGGUGGAGAAGCGCAUGCUGAUGAAGUUCCUCACCUUCUGCCUGGACUUCGAGCAGCAUCCAGAAGAGUAUAAAGAGGCGUCUGACCAGCUGUUCUGGGAGUUCCUCCAAACCAAGAAGCUCACGGAGAACCUCCAACAUUUCGUCCUCUACUCUAUCGCCAUGGUGACGAAGGAGACGCGUACUGAGGAUGGCCUCAAGGCCACACAGCACUUCCUGCGCUGCCUGGGUCGCUACGGCAACACGCCCUUCCUGUUCCCCUUGUAUGGUCUAGGUGAGAUACCACAGUGCUUUUGCAGGAUGAGUGCCGUGUUCGGAGGGAUCUAUUGCCUGCGCCACUCCGUCCAGUGUUUGGUAGUGGACAAGGAAACAAACAGCUGCAAAGCUGUUAUCGACACGCAAGGCCAGCGAAUCAGCUGCACCCAUUUUGUGGUGGAGGACGGCUUUGUGAGAGAACAGUGGAAGAGCACGGAUGAGAGGUACAUCUCCAGGGCAGUCCUCAUCACUGACCGGUCGGUGCUGCCAGCUGAUUCUGAGCAACAGAUCUCCCUGUUGACGGUUCCUCCUCUAAAACAGGGCGGCUCAGCAGUCCACAUGGUCGAGCUCUGCUCCUCCUCCAUGACCUGCAUGCCCGGUACCUUCCUGGUGCAUCUCACCUGCUCCUCCAAAGGAACCGCCCAGGAGGACCUAGAGCCCCUCGUUUCCAAAAUGUUCUACGUGCCCCCCAGCCCCGGCGAGGAACUUGCAGAAGGCGAUGAGAGGAGUGGCCAGCCAACAGUGUUGUGGGCAUUGUACUUCAACAUGCUGGACACCUCCAGGAUGGACGGCAGCAGCAGUAACAGCGGCUUUGAUUUGCCCAGCAACGUGCAUGUCUGCAUUGGCCCCGACGUGACCCUAGGGUGCGACUUCUCCAUCAAGCUGGCUGAGAAGAUUUUCCGCCAGCUUCUGCCAGAUGAGGAGUUCUGCCCACCUGCCCCCGACCCAGAGGACAUCAUAUAUGAGGGCGAAGCACCCCAGGGGGAAGGCUCGGGAUUCGAACAGGAGACUUCCAAGACCGAGGGCUCCAGUCUCCAAAGUGAAGGUGAGGGCUUGGAGAGCCAGUCAGAGACUGAGAAAGAGGCAGGAGAAAUGGAGACUCCUGCCCAGAAAGCCCCUGAAGAAGUCCUGAAAGAGGACACCUCCCCAUCUGAAGAGUAGACAGCAUACUCCUUCAUGGAGAAACCACUCCUUAAAUCAACAACCUACCGCCUUACCAGCCUCCCUCCCACUGCCCUAAAUUACCCCCUCCCUCUAUGGAAAUAGUGUCACCAGAACCAGUGAAUCACAGUUGCCUCAAAAAGAGAACAUGACACAAAUAUCAUAGUAACACGCAGAGAGCUUCAGGACUUGCAUGAUCCAGCUGUGACCUGAACAUCAAUUUUCACAGUAAUAUGUUUAAAGAUGGUACCUACAGGCAUAUACAGUUAUAUUAAAAUAUAUCACAGCAGUGAUCGAUACACCCCUUAUAUCAUCAUACGGUAUAUACACUCAAAUGUGUCUGUCCAAGACAUGCUUUAUUAAACAACACAGAGUAAUGAUACAGAAAAUAUAACAUGUCUCUUAAACCAUUUCUGUUCUGUGAUCAGUUUACCAGGCUGAUUGUUUACUCUCCCAUAAGUAAUAAUGAAGUAGUGACAAUGCAAUGGAGUGACAACAUCUAGGAUGGUUUUAUUGUCAGCAGUUUAUGAAAGGGACUGAACUCUUUUCUAUUUUGAGGUUUUAUUUAUGUGCAUUUUUCUUACCUCUGUCUUAUCAUAGUUCUCACAUUUUAUGGUUUUCAGAAGGCCUAUUGUUCUUUGUUAACAUUUUUUUCUCUCAGCUUUUCUUGUUUGACCGAGUAUUGUAUUGUCAGCCAUUGUGCCUGAGUUGUCAUGCACAACUGAUUCUAAAAGCUCCCCAAAAGUUUUCCCAAACAGUUUGUUGCCUAAAAUCAGUCUCAUCAGUGAAAUGAUAGACUCAGCUGAAACAAACCAUGCAUGAAAUGAGGCCACAUGUUAGUGAUUACUUUUGCCAGCCAUAUUUAAAGUAAUAUCGUUUGACAUUUGCACAAUAUGUUUUCAGUCAUUUUUAUAGAUUGUCACCUUUGACAGUCAUUUCCAGCGUAUCCCCUGCUCCAUGGUGGAAGUGAUUAGCAUAUCCAUCUUAUAUAGAUGUCAGAGAAACAUGGAAAGUUUUGUUUUUUGUGUGUGUGGACAGUCAUCAGUCAGUGGUUCAGUCAUCAGUCAGUGGUUUCCCUUGAUCAGAACGUAAAUUACCUUUUUUUAUUUAAAGGCUCAUUCAGUCUAACUGAUUUAAGCAGUUGCCAGAGGCUGAAUCAGGUUAUAACUUGCACAGAAUAGUUGGGCAACUAUACUGUAGAUUAGCUGCAAACUCUAGUUUGUUAUGGCUUAGGGGAAUCUUGGUGAAUGUGAGAAAAUCUUUUCGCAAAUUAAAGAAGUAAAUCACUCCUCUUUACAUUUUCAUAGUUUCGCAGUUAAAUAGGAUGCCUAUUUUGAUGUUCAUAGUCUAACUUAAAUUGGACUGUAAUCUGAGGUUAACAUAAACAUAAACUUUCAAUCUCUACCUUGUUCCCAUGCUUCUAUCAGUUAGUUGGCACCUGGCAGUUGGCCUUGGCAAAUAUUUUAUUUUGUUUUAUGAAUGUGCCCUUUGACCAAAGGCGGAUAUUCUGUGUUUAGGUAGCUCGCCAACAUGCACUAUGUGUCUGCUUCUAUAUGUAAUAUUUAUUCAUUUGACAGUAAAGUGUAUACCUCCUGUAUUUGAUGCUAAGCGAGUCACAUGUUUAUAUUAUGUGCAGCAAGCACAAUAUUUAUUGGACUCACACCUGUGAGUUACAAAGUUAAGGGAGCCUUCAGCCAUAAGUGUUAUCAGAAACCUGUUUGUCCCUAUAUGUUUUGUGCAUGUACUUCAGUGUUUAAUGUAUCUUUUUAAUGAGUAUCCAACAUUAAAGUCCAUAUCUUUACCAUGAAA